AUGAAACUGUCAAAAUAUGAAGAAAAACAAAACAAAUCUGAAAGAACUUCAAGGAAUUUCUUCAUUCUUACUCGUAUUUUAUCUUCAACAUUCGCAACGAUCAUUACUCUUCUGAGCAUGUUUUGGGAAAAAUUAAAAUUAGACUUCGAGUGUGAAAGAUUGCCAUUAAAACUUCUUACAUCGCAAUGGCAAAAUGGUGAAAGAUCAAAGAGUUAUGUUUGGUAUCGAUGGAUCAUUGCCAUGUUCUAUGCUUUUUCGUUCAUCAAUUCAGUGAUUUCAUCAAUUAGAAAGAAUGAAACGACAAUUGUGAUGUUCAUUUUCCUAUCAAGAUGGAACUUGUUGGGCACAUUUAUAGCGACAACAUUAGGCGCUUAUCUUUCAACUCGAUAUUAUUACAAUCGCAGCAAAAUGGAAAAAGGAAAUGUUAAAAAAUUGGCAUUCUACUGGUUUUUGUAUAACAAUUCAGUUGUUAUUGCAAUGGUCAUCAGCAUCGUUUACUGGACAGCAUUAUCAAACGAACAUGAAGAAAAUGACUUAAACAACGUUCUAAUGCACAUUACAAAUUCUCUCGUGUUACUUGUUGAUAUUUUAAUUAUUCAACAUCCUUAUCGUUUUUCACAUAUCAUCUAUCCAAUGUUUUGCUGUACGCUUUAUGCUUUAUUCACAUUGAUUUAUCCAUUCGCUGGUGGAGUUGAUCAUCUGGGAAGGAACUUUGUUUAUCCAGUUCUCGAUUGGAAAACUAAACCGAGACAAUCACUACUCGUUGCAUGUGGUAGUGUUUUAAGUGUUAGCAUUAUGCACAUAAUUAUUUGCAUAAUUCACAUGAUAAGAGUCAAAAUAUUUGACAUUUUUGUAAAAAGCAAAAAGAUGUUUACUGACCAAGCACUUCCGAUUAUACAUUUUAAAUAA
Molecule: messenger RNA, 909 nt
Organism: Clunio marinus
Lineage: Eukaryota; Metazoa; Arthropoda; Insecta; Diptera; Chironomidae
Source: the annotation of a GenBank genome assembly